UUUAUCAUCCUUCCACCUCUCCAAUUAUCCCCCUCCUCCAGGCAAACCUUUUCUUUGUUUUUGUUUUUAAUCCAAUAAAUAUAUCUGUAACUCCUCUUCCACAGAUGAUCACCUCUACUUCCACAUCAUUACCCCAAUUUCAUUUUUGUCUUCCUACAUUUCCUCCCAUUUACCCCCUCUUCCUUCCACUAAUCCAUUUACCCCUUUAUUAUCCUUCUUCCUCUCCUUUUUAUGCCCCACCACCACCACCGUUCUGAUAUCUUUUACCCCCCCUUUGCCACUGACCAAAUUUCCUCAACCACCCACGUCUGUUGAUCGACUGCUUUUUUCUUUUUACUACCCGUUUAUGCUUUAUGACCCCAAUCUCCAUCUGUUUUUACCCCCUACUUUUACCCUCCAAGUCUUUCCAGCUCAUCCCAGGCCCCUGGGUUCUUUUUUUUUUCCUCUCCCAGGGGUCUUGCGAGAUACUGUCCCAAACCCCAGAACAAGUAACCCGGUUACUAAAAUCACGUGUGUGUCGAUGAUGUGUAAGGUUGGGUUUUUAGAGUUCCCACUUCAGGAAAGGAUAACGGACAGGACGAUUGAAGAAUCCAGAUUAUUUUCUAGGUUCUCCGAUGUUCCCGGACUGCAUCGUUCCACAGAAAGUCGUUGAUUCGGUCAGAUGGAUCGCGGAGGCCACGUGGGCGCCGUUCUCUCUCUGGAUCAGAUCCGCUCUAUACGCUCCAAGAACGAGUACACCGAAGGCCCCGUGACAUCCGCGGCACCCUCGCCACCGUCGACGCGCCAACCGUCUGCGGCGCCCUCGUGGCGCCCGUCGCCUCCUCCCCGGACGCUGAAGCACGAGCGAACUCACGAGGUCAUCGUGGUUAACGUUAACAACAACAAUUACGGAAGCGGCGGCACCGGCGGCGGCUUCUCUCCUUCUUCGGGUGGCUCGCCACCCUUUCGGCAUGUGGUUAGGACGCAGCCCAAAUCGCAAAUGGCGCCCUUGCGGCCUCUGUUCGCUCCCUCGGACACUCUGUUGAAGUCGAAGCAGGCGAAGUCGAAGGGCGAGUCGUUGCUGUCGUCGUCUUCUUCGUCCUCGUCGUCCUCGUCGCACCAGCUGAUUUGCGAGAGCUGUGGGAAGUGCAAGUGCGUCGAGUGCACGUCGCCUAGGCCCCUUCCCUCGCGGAUGGUGUGCGACGGCCAGUGCGUGUGCUCGGCCGAGAGCGUGUUGGAGCACGGCACGUGCAUGUGCCUCGUCAAGGGCCUUUUCUACCACUGCUCGAGCGAGGGCGGAGACGACGCGGGCGACUCGUGCGCCGACCGGCCGUGCUCGCUGACAAGGCCGCGCUGCCCGGCGCGCUUCCUCUGCAUGGCCCUCAUGGCUCCAGUCUUCCCUUGCCUACUCUGCUACCCUCCCUGUAAAGGGUGCCUGAAAGUGUGCCAGGUGUGCCACGACCGCCUGCGCCGACCCGGCUGCCGCUGCAAGAACUCAAACGCCGUCUACUGCUGGAGGGACGGGCAGGGACACGCUCACGCCCGGCAAACCCACCUGAGCGGGACAGGACACACACACGAGACACUAACAAAGACGGAGCCGAAAACACAGGCACUAACACACACAGGAUUAAGGGCUUCUUGUUUUUGGCCCCAUUCGGCUUCCAUACUCAAGCUAAAACACGCACGAGCCGAAUAUGUGCUAACACACACAGCAGGGAGUCCAAACCCACGCUAACAAACACACCGAGGGCUGAACGCGUGCCAGGCAUGUGCCGCUAAUCAGUUAUGCAACGGCAAGAAAUUCUAUAUUGUUAUCGUGGAUGCUUUGAAAUCUCACCAGUGCCACUGUGGUGUGAGGGCAGCAUUGCAGGUCCUUACAAUUUGCCAGCACAGGCAAUCCCUAUAACACUCUAGUCUGCAAUGCGUAAAUAUAAGAAAAGCAGCACUGUAUCUUUGUCAUAUCGCAAUAUUAAACGUGUUAAACAGCACAUGCCUUUUAAAAAAGUGCUAACACACAGUGCAGGAUGCAGGCUGAGUCCCAGGAUCCGGGGGGAAGAGGACGGACAAUGAUCUUGUCACAAUGCUCUAAAUAAACCCACCUGUUCCUUACCGAUCUGCUGCUAGGAGGAUGGAGGAUGAAAAAAAAAAAAACCCAAAACCACUCGUUUAUAAUCUGUCACUUGGCAGUUUCUUUUAUUUUUGUUUGUUCUGUUUUGUUUUUUGGUUUUAACAAAACCAGUGUCUUAAACUGACUGCGGGUCUGCUCAGCUACUCCAUUAAAAAAAAAAAAAUGAGAGAGAGAGAGAGAGAAAGUGGGGAUUUAAAAAAAAAAAAAAAAAAACAGGCGGAAGAAGCUAAGUAAGUAAGCGAGAGACAAACCGAACCGAAUCUGUGAAGGACUGUCCGGCCAGCCCAUAAUACUGUAGCUGUUCCCAGAGCGCCGUAGCAACCUGGUAUUGUUCUCACACCGAGGGCUUCCCGUGCCUUCCCGCAGGUCGUCUCCGUGGAAACGACCCCUCCGUCUGGUAGCAUUUCCGGACAAGCGGACAUUCUCACACACACACACACACACACACUCCGUGGCAUUCUGACUUGUUUGGUUGUUUUUAUUUUUUUGUUUUCUCUCCCCUUUUCUCAUAUUUUUGUAAAAAAAAAAAAUUGUAUGUUCAAAUCCAUCAGAGGAAUCCGGGCUAUUUUUUCAAAAGUUACAAAAAAAAAAAAAAAAAGAAAAUGUCUGUUUUAAAAACAUUUUGUUUUUGUCAUUGUAAAAAAAAAUAUUUAUUAAGUGAAGCUCUAUUAUUUUAUGAUAUUUAUUGCGAAACAAAGACAGUCUUAGAUUUACUCAUGUCUGAAUAUAACAGAAAUAUCAAUACUGAGAAAAAUUAAAGGGUGACACAAGCGUUAUGUUAACUUUACUGCAGAAAUAUAUGAAUUAACUAAUAA
Messenger RNA from Silurus meridionalis, 2925 nucleotides. It is a transcript of the gene spry1, whose product is annotated as sprouty homolog 1, antagonist of FGF signaling (Drosophila). Bases 662 to 1717 code for a protein of 351 amino acids. Lineage: Eukaryota; Metazoa; Chordata; Actinopteri; Siluriformes; Siluridae. The transcript has 2 exons. Gene Ontology annotation, biological process: negative regulation of fibroblast growth factor receptor signaling pathway; negative regulation of MAP kinase activity; animal organ development. Gene Ontology annotation, cellular component: membrane; cytosol. The record is from RefSeq and is a predicted model, not a curated record.